Molecule: messenger RNA, 1698 nt
Organism: Candidula unifasciata
Lineage: Eukaryota; Metazoa; Mollusca; Gastropoda; Stylommatophora; Geomitridae
Source: the annotation of a GenBank genome assembly
AUGGAGUUUGUGGAGUUCAUUAAGACUCCAAUGGUUAACAGUGUUGUUCUCCACCGACCUUUCACCCCAGAUAUGGAAGGCACAUUAUGUGUGACUGGUCAUCAUCUAAUAUUAUCUUCUCGCUGUGAGAACCAUGAGGAGCUUUGGCUACUCCAUGACAACAUUGACAGUGUUGAGAAGAAGCUCAGUGGAAGUGGUGGAACACUGACUCUCAAGUGCAAGAAUUUCCUCAUCCUGUACCUGGAUAUCCCAUCUGCUGAUGACUGUAUAAAUGUGGCUUCCUCCAUUGAGUCUUUGUCCAAUAUUGAUGAUAUAACACUAAGGUACCCAUUCUUCUUGAGACCAAUGUUUGAAGUACUAGAGAAUGGUUGGCAAGCCUUCAGCCCGGAGACAGAGUUUAACAGGUUCAAGGAGUGCUCUGAAGACUGGAGGAUUUCAUACGUCAAUAAGGAUUUCAAGGUCUGUUCUACAUAUCCACAAGCAUUGUUUGUUCCAAAGAGUGUGGAUGAUGAUACCAUCACUAAAGCUGCCGCCUUUAGACAUGGUGGGCGGUUUCCAGUUCUCAGCUACUACCACAAAGAUUCCAAGACAGUCCUCAUGAGAAGCAGUCAACCUCUUACUGGGCCCAAUGGGAAACGAUGCAAGGAGGAUGAACGACUGGUCAAUUCUGUCAUGGGAAUGGGGAAACGUGGGUACAUUAUCGACACACGAGCCCAAAGUGUGGCUAAAGUGGCACAGAGUAAAGGUGGAGGAUACGAGCUAGAGGCCCACUACCCACAGUGGAGAAGGAUACAUCAGCCCAUCGAACGUAGACAGUCCUUCCAUGAUUCUCUCAUCAAAAUGAUAGAAGCCUGCAAUGACAGUAACAGCAGUAUGGAUAAAUGGUUAUCCAAGCUGGAGUCAAGCAACUGGCUUACACAUGUCAAGGACAUUCUGACAACUGCCUGUGUUGUAGCCCAGAGCAUGGACAAAGAUGGUGUUUCAGUAUUGGUGCAUGGUUCCGAAGGGCUGGAUACAACACUUUUGGUCUCUUCACUUUCCCAGAUUAUUCUAGACCAUGACUGCCGCACAGUCACUGGAUUUGAGGCUUUGAUAGAGAGGGAGUGGAUACAAGCCGGUCACCCUUUCCGUAUACGAUGUAACAAAUCAGCAUAUGCUAUAACCAAACAGAGAAUGGAGUCUCCAGUAUUCUUGCUCUUCAUUGACUGUGUAUGGCAGAUUUGGCAACAGUUUCCAUGCUCUUUUGAGUUCAGUGAGCGGUUUCUUGUUAUCCUUUUUCAACACGCCUACUCUUCAAAUUUUGGUACAUUCCUGUGUAAUAAUGAGGCAGAGAGACACAAGUGUAAAGUAGCAGAGAGGACAGUCUCACUGUGGUCUUUUCUGAAUCGACCAGAAGUUUUGCAAGAUUUUAUGAAUCCGAUGUAUGAGCCAAACCAGACAGUUAUUUGGCCUUCAGUGGCUCCACAGAGUUUGACUGUGUGGACUGGGCUGUAUCUUCGGGGUGUCAUCAACCAGGCUCCUCAGGAAGAAGCUUGGCAAGAAAUUUACAAGAUUAGAGAAUAUGACAAAGAACUGAGGUCUAAGGUCAGCAAGCUACGGCGACAGCUGGCAUCAUUAGAAAGAGAGGCCAUUUCCCAUGGAGUUCUCACCACACCCUUGUCAUACACGGGCGAAAAGGCAUCAGUGGAAAACAGUUAA